UGCAGAGGAGAAAGUUUGUCCAGUGAGUACUGGUAGAACAGCGGGCUGAUUAGCUUCCUUCCUCCGCCGGGAAAACUAACAUGGAGUCGGAGGGUUAUAAAUGCGAGCAAAACAUCUUCUCAAACAAACAGGCCUAUGGACAGCUGGAACUCACGAGAAAUUAAACGGACAUAACCGAGUCUUAAAGAUGAAGGAUGUUACGCGACAUGUUGUUUUCUUGUUGACUUUCCUAAUGGGUAGAUCAGGCGGGAUAGAACUGCAUAGCGGAUACUGCAUCGGAACUCAGUGCUUCGCUUUGGCCCAGGAUCCCAGCGACUUCACCACCGCGCAGAACCAAUGCAGAGAUCGUGGUGGGCAUUUAAUGACAGUGCGCUCCACUGUGUCCCAUGAUAUUUUCAAUAUUCUGCUGGGGGAUAUCACGGGGCGGUUCUGGAUUGGGUUACAUCUCACAGCCGGCUGCCCAGACCCUGCUGCGGAUCUGAGAGGCUUCCAGUGGGUCACCAAAGACAGCGAGAGUGACUUUCUCAACUGGGCUCAGAGUUUUAACAGCAGCUGCUCCGCUCAUGCCUGCGUGUCAGUUUCCAAAGAGGACGACUUUAAAUGGACUCAGAAGCCAUGCGCGGAAAAUGCGGCUGGGUUCCUCUGCGAGUACAGCUUCAGUGACCCAUGCACAGGCCUGGCUGCUGAAGAAGGCGAGUCUAUCCUCUACAGUACACCAAUUGGGUUUAAGGGAGAAGAUUUUCUGUCUUUGCCCCCCGGCACCACCGCUGUACGAAUGCCGGCUGAGACUACAUAUGUCUGCUUCUCCCAGAUGUGGAUGCAGGCGCCCUGGAGCUGCGAGAUACACGAGGGUGGGUGUGAGCACAAAUGCACUGUGAAUCCUAACUUCGAGUCCACCUGCUACUGCCCGGCGGGUCAAACCGUGAACCCUGCGAAUAAAGUCACCUGCGAGGUGGUCGCGAAUGACCCGUGCCUGCCGCUGCGGUGCGCGCACGCCUGCUUCAAGAACGAAAGAGACUCCUACGAGUGCAUGUGCAACCAAGGGUACAAGCUGGCGCAGGACGGCAGGACGUGCGUGGACUUCAACGACUGCAGGGACGAGCGGCAGUGUCCGGGGGAGAACUUCGUGUGCGUCAACCACAUCGGGGGGUUCGAGUGCGUCUGCAGGGAUGGUUACAAGCCGAUUGGCGACCAGUGCGUCGACGUAGACGAGUGCGCGUCCGCUCCGUGUGAGCACAUGUGCGACAACACUCCCGGGAGCUACGCGUGCUCGUGCUAUGAUGGAUAUAAAGCAGACCCACAGUCGAUGAAUAAGUGUCAACUGCACUGCGGGAUGGAGGAGUGCCCCGCAGAGUGCGACCCCAAUGACAAGUUCCAGUGUUACUGCCCCGCGGGGUAUAUCGCGGAGGAGAGGGGCGAGCUGACGGUGUGCAUAGACAUAGACGAGUGCGAGUUCGUAUAUUGUGAUCAAGCUUGUAAAAACACUUUUGGCAGCUACGUGUGCUCAUGCUAUCCGGGAUACAAGCUGGUUGGACGGUACUCGUGCUCGAAAAACGAGGAUGACACCGAUGGAGGAUCUGGAGAGGGCACGACUCCGAGCAUCCCCACGGCUCCACCUGUGCCACUUCCAGACCCCACAAGGCAGCCCUCCGCGGUGACAGUGGGGGGGCUUGUGGGGAUUAUAGUGUGCACUGUGUUCUUUGUCGUGCUGGUGGUGUUUCUGGCGCAUCACACUCUCAGCGGCAAGGGGAAGAUGGAGAGCAGCGGUGAGCUCAAAGCUGCGGAGGAAGAGGCUCACGGUUUACAGACAGUAGCGAGUGAUGCUUAGAGAAGGAGACAAGUGAAGCAAGACACGUGAAUGUACAGGUCAACCCUCCGAAACAAUGCAUAGAUAGUUUUGGAUACCAUUUGAAUUAUGUAGAUUUAUCCCGAGACAGAAUAUAGGGUCACUAUACAACUUAUUUCAGGACUAGGGCUGCACAAUUUGAAAGAAAAAACAUUAUUUCGAAUGAUAUUGCAAUUGGCAUAAAGACCAUUUUUUAAAGGUUAUCCAGAUUAUCAUUGAGAAAACAUAUUGAAUUGAAGAUCUGUUCAAAGCAAGGAUAUAUGUAAUUUUUCAAAUCAAUUCUAUAGAAAUAAAGGCUUGUAGGCAUAGAAUAAACUUACCCAAUUGUGAUAUUUUUGCAUGUUUUGCUUUGUGAGAUGUGGAUAUUGCAUGGAUCAUAUUUUGAUUUCAAUAGCAUUUGGAAUAAUUGUGCAGCCCCAUUCAGGACAGAUGUUUUCUUAGAAGACUAGUUUUAUGUAGCCUUCCAUUCAACACACAUGCACCAGAUGCAAUGUAACACAACAUGAUGAGGUACUUUGUUUUAUUUUUGAGUUUGUGCAAUUAUUAAAUUAUAAAAAAAAGUCAA
Messenger RNA from Eleginops maclovinus (Patagonian blennie), 2411 nucleotides. Its product is annotated as thrombomodulin-like. Gene Ontology annotation, molecular function: extracellular matrix binding; calcium ion binding; transmembrane signaling receptor activity. The transcript has a single exon. The coding region runs from base 101 to 1828 and encodes 575 amino acids. Gene Ontology annotation, cellular component: extracellular matrix; membrane; external side of plasma membrane. Gene Ontology annotation, biological process: cell migration. Lineage: Eukaryota; Metazoa; Chordata; Actinopteri; Perciformes; Eleginopidae. The record is from RefSeq and is a predicted model, not a curated record.